AAAACGGUCUUGCAGAGAAUCCAGUCAGGUGCUAAAUGUUAUACGUGAAGUGUUGACUCAAAAAUCGGAGCUGCUUACGAAAUCUCACAAGAUUGACAAAAUCAGACAGUGAUAAUCGCGUUACACAGUGACUUUAUGCUUCUAGUGAACUGAUUUUGACUUUAUAAUAUGAGGUGAUACGACCCAGUGAAGUUUAUUUUCUGAGAACAUUUUGUUGAUACAGGAUGCCGCGGUGUACGUCCCUCUCACAUUACAGCCUUCCUGGAGAAACUCCACCCAGGUCUCCGUCUAGUCCAGCAAGCAGUCCCAUCGCAGGUAUCUCCUCUCGAAGCGUAAGUCCAUCGUCGCCCCGAUCUCCAAUAACUACGUCCAGACACAGCGCCUUCUCUUUAGUGUAUCCCAAAGAUUUGCAUAGGAAUAAGCAUUAUUUAACUGUUAAUGGAAUGAACGCCUUGAUGUAUGCCAAUUCUAUAAAUCCUCUAGUUACUAGUCCUUACCCUUCUUAUAUGUGGCAUCCGAUACCAGGGUUGUUCCUUCCUUACUCACCAGCUCACAGGCCGGAGUCAUUGAGUCCUGAUCGGACGACAGUUGUUGAUCAGGGAUUUACGGAAAAAAGUAGCAAGAAAGAUGAAGAUGCACCUCUUAACCUAUCUCUAAAAGGCCGAUCCAGAACCCACAACAUUUGGUCGCCUGGUAGCCUCUGUGAACAAGAAAUGAAAACCACGGAGAUUCGACCCGAUUCUAGCGUAUCUACGACCAUAAUGAGUCCUGUGAAAACGAUAGAAAAUCGGUGGAAAUGGGAUAACGAACGGGAUAUACACAAUCGAGUGCCAACGAUAGGACCUUCAGGAGAAAAACAGUUCACGUGUCAACAGUGUGGGAAAUCCUUCAAACGUUCAUCGACUCUUUCCACCCAUCUUCUUAUUCACUCUGAUACACGACCGUACCCUUGUCAGUACUGUGGAAAGAGGUUCCACCAGAAGUCUGACAUGAAGAAGCACACCUAUAUCCACACCGGCGAGAAGCCCCACAAGUGCGUCGUAUGUUCGAAAGCGUUCAGCCAAUCGUCUAACCUCAUCACGCACAUGCGCAAACACACCGGCUACAAGCCAUUUUCCUGCGGGCUGUGCGAAAAAGCGUUCCAGAGGAAAGUGGACCUGCGAAGGCAUCGAGAGUCACAGCAUCCCAGCGUUCCCGAAAGUAUUAUGUCGAUGUACAGACCCAGCGACAUCCGCAUGGAUGAUAUCAAGGCUGAAGUCACUAGUAGUAGUUAGAGGCCUGAGUUCAAACAAUUGUUUAGUUUAAUUCAAAGGUAUAAGGUUGGUAUUGGCAUGCUAUCGAAAUAACCACAAGACUAUUAUAAGAAUUAAACAGGUCAUCUCCUUCGUACUUUUGUUUUUAAGUUCUUUAUAUGCAUUUUAAAUAUUAAAUUCGUUAUAAUAGCCCUAUCAGGGAACGCAAAAUUUUACGAAAACCUCCAAAAAAAUAAAGAAAGGAUGAAAAUUUGGGAAUAGGUAGUUGAAAUUGUCUAUUAUUAUAUAAGAAAAUGUUUACAAUUCUACAUCCCCUCCAUUUUACAAAAAUUGGAAAAUACGAUGUGAAAUUUUUUUUCUCGGGGGUGAAAAAAUAUACGU
This is a messenger RNA of Diabrotica virgifera virgifera (western corn rootworm), 1634 nucleotides long. It is a transcript of the gene sens, whose product is annotated as zinc finger protein 271-like. Gene Ontology annotation, biological process: regulation of transcription by RNA polymerase II. The record is from RefSeq and is a predicted model, not a curated record. NCBI's taxonomy places the organism in Eukaryota, Metazoa, Arthropoda, Insecta, Coleoptera, Chrysomelidae. The coding region runs from base 225 to 1274 and encodes 349 amino acids. Gene Ontology annotation, molecular function: DNA-binding transcription factor activity; RNA polymerase II cis-regulatory region sequence-specific DNA binding. The transcript has 6 exons.